GCGGUGGGGGCACGUAACGCAUGCAAGUCGCAUGGCCGUUCCGGGGUAAUGGUGAUAAAAGGGGGGAAUUCUCUACGCCGUGGAGCAUCGAGGCCUAUGUGGUGUUGGAUCGAGCUCAACUGAAUAACUUGCCAUGGGUGCUCUUCGUCUCUCCUUCGGAAUAUUACUCCUGGUGGCUUUGUCAGCUUCGGGAAAGACAUUCCCUUUUGAGGCUGUCCGGUUGACUCAAGCUGAUGCUCGAAGUUUCCCGGCGAUCGGAUUUGGCGACAGAGAGGCAGCGCCACCCUGGUCUAGCACCACCCCGAGUUGCCGUGCAUGGCCUGGGAGUCACGACUGGCCUAGCGACCCGGAGUGGAAGCAACUUAACGUUUCCCUUGGCGGUGCCCUCCUCCGGCCUUCUCCUGCAGCAUCUGCCUGUUACCAAGGAGACAAUUACAAUGAAACCACUUGUCGGUGGCUUCUAGAUGAGUCGAGGAGGACACAUUUCUGGAUCGAGGAACCGCUCUCAACACUCACACAAUGGCCCCAAGGAAGCACAUGUCCUUUGGCCCUAAACGCUGAAGGGACCUGUACUCGAGGAGGGUUCCCAGAAUAUGUCGUCAACGCCACAACUGUGAAGCACGUCCAGGCGGCGGUCAACUUCGCCAGGAACAGAAAUAUCCGCCUCGUCAUUAAGAAUACUGGGCAUGACUUUGGCGGUCGGUCUAUGGGGGCGGGGUCGUUAAGUAUCUGGGUGCACAACUUGAAGGACUUCGAAUUCAUUCCUGAAUACACCGUAGGCCGCUAUUCGGGGAUGGCGGUUCGGGUUGGAGCCGGCCUGGAGAGUUGGGAGCAUUUCAACCACAUGGCAGCGAACAAUAUCUCAGUCGUUGCCCCCGGUGGAGGCACUGUCGGCGCCGUGGGAGGGUGGAUUUCCGUCGCUGGUCACGGUUCCCUGACCUCCAAGUACGGCCUAGGGGCGGAUCAAGUGUUGUCCAUCAACGUUGUGACAGCCGAUGGUCGUUUCCUCACCGUCGACCCUAACAAACACAAAGACCUAUGGUGGGCACUCAGGGGGGGUGGACCAAGCACGUUUGGCGUUAUCACUUCAGUCAUCCUCAAAGCCUACCCGCCCAUCAGCGUUACUAACGGCGGCCUUAACUUUGCCGUUAACCCGUCCCUGAACAACACCCCCCCUUCCACCGACCCAAAUUCCCUGACGGACCUCGCCUCCUUCUGGAGCGGUGUCUCCCUCGCCUACCGCUACUGCACCAACAUCAUCGCCGCCGGCGGCUACUGCUUCAGCUACAUCUACCCGCUCGGCAACAACUCCUUCCGCUUCACCUCCUCCCAACUCAUCCCAAACAUCACCGCCCCCGCCUACCGCGCCCUCCUCCAACCGCUCUACACGCAGCUCUCCACCCUCCACAACAUCCCCGUCACCCUCCCCACCACCAUCACCUCCUCCCUCUACGCCGGCAACGGCCGCCGCACGGGGUCCGGCGACUUCCCCGUCAACACGCGCUACCGCUCCCGCCUGUUCCCCGCCCGGGUAUGGCAGAACGACACGGCGUGGGCCGACGUCUUCGACGCCAUCCGCGCGGGCGUGGAAGAGGGCGGGUACAACUUCCACGGCAUCGCGUAUUCGCCCACCACCGAGAUCGCGGGCUGGCCGGGGGCCGACAGCGCGGUGAAUCCGGCGUGGCGCGAGACGGCGCUGCACGCCAUCUUCAUGGAGGUGGUGCCCGUGGGGCUGAGCGCGGCGCAGGCGCGGGCGGCGGACGCGCGGGUGCAGGCGUAUGUCGACCGGUGGCAGGCGCUGAUGCCCGAGGCGGGCGCGUACAUGAAUGAGGGGGAUCCGGCGGAGCCGGAGUGGCAGGCGAGGUUCUAUGGGGAGAAGUAUGCGCGGUUGGUGGAGGUGAAGGGGCGGUGGGAUCCGUGGGGGGUGUUUUGGGCUAGUACCACGGUGGGGAGUGAGGGGUGGGAGGUGGUUACGGAGGAUGGGUAUCCGAUGGGCCAGAAUGGGCGGUUGUGUCGGGUUGGGAAGGGGGUGUAACCUCGGGAUGCGGUGAAGGAUUGCCGGAUUGGAAGCAACUCUGAGUGGUAGUUUCUAGAUCAUCACGCUCCCUUGCAUGCCUACCAUCACAGAGUGUUUGAUGACUUUCCUGAAGUUCGAUGGUGUUAGUUGGGGCCCCGAAUCCAGAAACAAUACCAUGGUUUUCGCU
Molecule: messenger RNA, 2204 nt
Organism: Chaetomium fimeti
Lineage: Eukaryota; Fungi; Ascomycota; Sordariomycetes; Sordariales; Chaetomiaceae
Exons: 3
Coding region: 134-2035 (633 amino acids)
Molecular function (GO): FAD binding; oxidoreductase activity
Source: RefSeq, a predicted model, not a curated record